AUGAAGUUCAUGACCUGGAACGUCAACGGGAUCCGCGCCCUAAUCCAGUACCAUCCCUACUGCGAUGACUUGCACAAGAACUAUAGGGAGAUUCUCGACUAUCUCGAUGCCGAUGUGAUAUGUUUGCAGGAAACAAAGAUUACACGUUCUAAACUCGAUACAGAUCUGGCGUUGGUCCCUGGCUACGAAUCCUACUGGUCCUUUCAUCGAACAAAGUCGGGCUACUCGGGAGUCGCCAUUUACAUCAAGGACCACAUCAAACUGUUGGCGGUAGAAGAAGGCAUAUCAGGAGUACUCUCAGGGAACAUUGCCUUACCGGAAGCAUUAUCUACAUCUCAAAAAAAUGGCUCCUUGCUGAACAGACCAUUGCCAGAUAGUGCAUUGGACGACAACGGCUCGGCAAAGAAAAGAGUCGGAGGAUACCCAUCAUUAGAGGGAGACAGCACAAUUGCACUCACCAGGUUCCAGGAGCUGGACAAUGAAGGUCGCGGUCUCAUCCUCGACUUUGGGUUCUUUGUCCUGUUCAAUCUCUACUGUCCGAACGAAACGGACGAAACGCGACUACCAUUCAAAAUGGAUUAUUAUCAUCUGCUGGAGGCGCGUGUGCAGGAGUUGAUCAAAGAAGGACGAGAGGUCAUCGUAAUGGGCGAUAUGAAUGUCGUGCCAACGGAACUGGAUCAUUGCGACCCGGCAAAGUGGAGGAAGGAGGCAGGAGAGGACGAUUUCACAAACACGCCACCCAGACGAUGGUUCAACAGCUUCCUGGCGCCGAACGGACCCAUGACAGAUCUGUUUCGUGUGUUCCACAAGGAUGAGCCAGGCGCGUUCACAUGCUGGAACACUAAGAUCAACGCAAGGCCCUCGAAUUACGGGACGCGCUUGGACUACAUUCUUGUUACGGACGGAUUAUUACCAUGGUUCAAGUCAUGCGACCGAAAGCCCCACGUUGUUGGUUCGGAUCAUUGUCCAGUUGUGGCGGAAAUGUUUACGGAACUCGCUAUGGAAAAACCUUGGGAGGAACAGGAGCAGUAUUGGCAAAAGACGCAAAGGCUGCAAGACGUUUUGGACUCAUUCGGAGGCACGACCGGCCAUGCCCUUGCAGCAAGGUUCUUUGACGAGUUUUCAGGAAAGCAGCAAAAGUUAUCUGCGUUUUUCAAGAAACCUUCUCAGAUACCUGCCAGCUCACCGGUAUCGAUGAUUGCAACAACGAGUCAAUCAAUGCCUUCGUCGCCAUCACAGGCAGCAGCCGAUAUUAAACGACCGCUUUCACUUGACUACAUGGGCGAUCCAGCACCAAGGAAGAAGAUAUUUUUCAACUCUGAGAGUAGUUCGGCAUUAUCAAAGACGUCGUCUACCUCGACCAUAGCUAUGACAUCGACAGCAAAUAGCUUGAGCGACUCGUCUAAAAAUAUACCCAGGAGUGCCAGCAAAGCACCGACAAAAGUAGGCACUGGACGCUCAAUCCAAGAUAAACCGACAUUGAAAAAAUCCAUCAACUCGAAACCAUCUGGGCAGCAGUCGGUACUCUCGUUCUUUUCAAGUUCGUCUAAAAAAUCGAACGAUGUACCAGCAACAAGCAAAUCCGUUGCUAGAGAUACAGAAACUGAUAGUCAGUCGCUGAACCAGGACACCACGACCGGCUCUCAGUCACCGUCAAACGUCUCAUCAACGCUAUCACAACCGCAGGAGUCGUCGCAGGAUAUGUCGCUUUUAUCUUUGGAUUCUACUGCUGGAUCCUCGUCGACAUUCUCGCCAAACGACUUUGCAGACUGGAUCCCAGGAUCGCAGGAUGUGAUGCCAUUCUCAACAAACGGAGAGUCAACAACAUCAAAGUGGCAGAGUUUAUUCCAGCCAAAGGCAGUUCCAAAAUGUCGAUUUCAUGGCGUUCCUUGUACAGAACACACGGUCAGCAAGAAAGGACCAAACAAAGGCCGGCGGUUCUUUUCGUGUUCCAUGCCCGUUGGUCCAGAAGGCGAUGCGAUCGGACAGAAGCCAGAAUACCGUUGUAAUUAUUUUGAAUGGCUCAAUUCUGAGCGGAAGAAGUAG
This is a messenger RNA of Gamsiella multidivaricata, 2046 nucleotides long. RefSeq names its product Endonuclease/exonuclease/phosphatase. The coding region runs from base 1 to 2046 and encodes 681 amino acids. The transcript is spliced from 4 exons. Lineage: Eukaryota; Fungi; Mortierellomycota; Mortierellomycetes; Mortierellales; Mortierellaceae. The record is from RefSeq and is a predicted model, not a curated record. Gene Ontology annotation, biological process: base-excision repair. Gene Ontology annotation, molecular function: phosphoric diester hydrolase activity; double-stranded DNA 3'-5' DNA exonuclease activity; DNA binding. Gene Ontology annotation, cellular component: nucleus.